UCAGGGAGGAGCCCCGCGCGCUGCCAUGUUUUUGUACGGUGGGAGCGCAAAGCACGCUGGGACCGGUUGUCUUGGUUUUGAAGUUGAGGAUGGCGGGAACUCUUGGACUUGUCCUGAUUGAGCAAGAAGAGAGGAGUUAAGGAGAAAGAAAGCCGUAUUACUGGUGCCCGGACAGUUUUAUGGAAAGGCUCUUGAGAAGCCGAGGAGGAGAUGGAGCUGGCGAAUACUCUAAGUCAAGACGGCGAGUCCGGAGGAGGUGUUUUAGCUCAUUUGGAAAGACUAGAGACUCAAAUGAGCAGAUCCCAUAAAAAAUUGGAGGAGCCACAGAGCGCACAGGCAGUGGAAAGUGCCCUUGGAACCGAGAUUCGUCAACUGAGAUGUCUGCGAGAUAAGCUGAGGGCUGAAGUGAGACACCGCCAAGCCAGAAUUAAAGCAUCUACUGCCAGUGUAGCGCCCGACCAAACCCUGGAGAUGAGUGAACAAGACAUUUUGAAGAGAAGGCAGGAAAACUUGAAGGCCAUUCUGCAGGCAUAUCGUUUUACAGGGAUCAGUGGGAAACUGACCAGCCGAGGAGUCUGCGUCUGCAUCAGCACUGCUUUUGAGGGGAACCUUCUGGAUUCCUAUUUUGUGGACCUCGUCAUACAGAAACCACUUCGGAUACAUCACCAUUCGAUUCCAGUCUUCAUUCCCCUGGAGGAGAUAGCUGCGAAAUACCUACAGACUAACAUUCAGCACUUCCUGUUCAUUCUCAGCGAAUACCUAAAUGCGUACUCCGGGCGGAAGUUCCAGGCAGAUCGGCUUCAGAGUGACUUUGCAGCCCUUCUGGCCGGGCCCUUGCAGAGAAACUCACUGUGUACCGUGCUGUCAUUUACUUACAACGUGGAGCUGAAGGGCCAGUCCUUCCCCUUUGGUGCUAGACUGCUCUAUAAGGACCUCACAAUAACCCUUCCUACCGACGUCUCCGUUACCCAUCAAGGAAUGGACACAUUACCAUCCACAUGGGAAGAACAGCGAGCAGCCCAUGAAAGUCUGUUUUUUAAAAAGCCCCUACAUCAAGUGUUUACUUCAUUUGCAAGAAAAGGAGACAAGUUGGAUGUGAACCUGGCCUUCUAGAAUGUUAUCUGCAUUGAGGACACAUCUGAAGAGAGUAAACUAGUCCUGGACGUAGCUGGAGGCAAGGUGCUGGAAACUGAGAACUCCUGAAAGGCCCAGUCUCCGUGCCUGGGGAACGUGCCUGUGGUGAGAACAGACGCCUGCCUCAUCCGGACAGUUGGGGCAGGUUUGGGUCCAUAGCCUUGGCGUUUUUGGAUGUUCUCCACGAUCGCCUGGCCACUUGUCAUAAUGCUCAAGGUCAUUGCCGCUGCUUUUGAUCCUACAUCUCUAGCUGAAAAUCAGAGUGGUUUGCGGGGUGAGAGAAAGAGAAUGUACCAUGCCACUGAGGAGUACUUCUAGCUUUUAGGAAACCUUCCAGUGAUUUUGCCUCAGCUCCUAUUUGCGACUUUUGACAAGAAAGUUCUUAGAAUGCUCUAGGUUCAUGAUGACAGACUUAGACAAGGAAAGUGUAUUUAAUCUUUGGUCUGGAAUGGUAUGUCCUAGGCCACCGCUUUACAAAGGAUGUGGUGUGAGAGUGCACUGGGGAUAAGAUGAUUGGCUGUAGGAAUAACAUUUCCUAGAGCGUGUUAGCGGAGUGCUGGGUGGAUCAAGGCAGCCGUCCAGAAAGCUGGGCAGAAGCCCUCUUGCCCCCCCAGCCAUUGCGCAGGGCGGCAGACCUCCCUCCUUGCUCCCUUCCCUCUCCUGCAGACUCUAGGCCAUGGCAGCGCAGUUGUCUUCAUCUCCUGCCCCGAUUCAUGCACCACUUAGAACCAGGGCCUCUUCCCUGCUGGUGGUGUGUGUUCCUUGGCCUAUGGGAGUGUGUGCUGUCGUCAUGCCAUUUUCAUUCUCGUCCCCUAAAUAGGAAUCAAUACUCCCCUUGCUGCCCAAGGCCCAGUGCUGCGUUCUGGCCUCACUCGAGAUGGGCAGCAGCCCCUGCCAACUCUGGGAGCACCACGGGGAACCGUCUAGCCAGCCUGGAUGAGCAUCUAGAAGGAAGCAGCUCGAGAACGAGAGCAGGGCCUUAGUUCAAGCUCUUGCUUUCCAGGCACAUGGUGAGGAGCAGGGUAGGAGGGAUGAGGGCUAUUGACAGAAUUUUCACAAUGAUCACAUGUAAGUUGAAUAAAGCUUUUAAUAAAACAGUCUUGUUCUUUAUCAA
Sus scrofa (pig) is the source of this 2248-nucleotide messenger RNA. RefSeq names its product centromere protein O (gene CENPO). The record is from RefSeq and is a predicted model, not a curated record. NCBI's taxonomy places the organism in Eukaryota, Metazoa, Chordata, Mammalia, Artiodactyla, Suidae. Gene Ontology annotation, cellular component: Mis6-Sim4 complex; kinetochore.